ACUGCCUAUCAUCAGCUCUCUGCUUUCCCAGCGCCCCACCUUCUCCGUCCCGUCGCACAAUGGCUUGGUCUGCGAUGGUUACAGCUGGGUAACCAUGCUCAGGCUGCUCGAUACUUAAGCCAUGCCGUUGGAUUAGCUGCCACAAGUCUCUACACUGCAAUAUUCAGCGACAAGUGCAUGUAA
Molecule: messenger RNA, 183 nt
Organism: Protopolystoma xenopodis
Lineage: Eukaryota; Metazoa; Platyhelminthes; Monogenea; Polystomatidea; Polystomatidae
Source: the annotation of a GenBank genome assembly